UAUUUUGAUUUGAAUAUAUAUAUCAAGUAACAUAGACUCAUUACUUUUCAAUAUAAUGUAAUGGACUUCAAAUUGUUUUAGUAGCAUAAGCCCAUUAUUUUUUUUCAUAACUUACUGCUAUCCAUGUAUCCAAAUAAUACUAUUUUUUUUAACUACUAUCUAUAUUGCCAAACAAUCUCAAUGUGUACUUCAACUGUAAUAAUAUAGAUGUAUAAUUUAUUAGCAACUAACCCAACUUAUAUAUAAAAUCAUAGAUGUAACUACAAUGAGAAUGUAUAAUUUAUAAUAAUAAAUUAUUUAUUUUGUUUAUAUAAUAAUAAUUUAUUUAUUUUAUAAAUUUAAAUUAUAUGAUGACUUAAAAUAUAUUAACAAAUGAUAAAUAAAAUAUUAACUCACUGUUACAAUUUAGAUCUUUUGUAAAAUUUAUUUAUAUGCAUGAGACUUUAGAAUAUUAUCAUUAUAUUAAUUUAUAAAAUUUGGAAUCAGACAUUUUAGUUUAUUUUUUAUUUCAUUAUAAUCACAAUAUAUCUUAAAUUAUACAUAAUCUUAAUAAAAUAUACUUAUGCAACCAACCUAAAAUGCAAAUAAUAAAAUUAAUCAAAAUUAAUAUAUUUACAAAAAAAUAAAUAUUAUAAUUAAAUUCAAAUAAAUAGACAGAAUCCAAUAUGUCCAAAUGACAACUAAAUUGAUUGUAAAAACAACAAAACUAAUUAGAUAAAUAUUUAAUUAAAGUAAUAUGCUAUAAUUAAUAUAAAUUAUACAUAUAAAUUAUAAAUUAAUUAAAAAUUAAAAAUAAAUAUCAAUUUAUUAUUAUAUUAUAUUUAUUUUAUAAAUAUUUAUGUCCGUGCAUGAGCACGGGAAAAUCACCUAGUGAUUAAGAUAAAUAGCAUGUAUAGCAUAGAUGAAUUAGGAUUUUUACUAAAAUAUAUAAAGCCAAAAAAUUAGGGUUGAACAACGCAACCAACUACAACAAAAAAUUGUGAUAUAACAAACUAAGUCCCACAUUGAAGAAUUAGACAAAGAGUGUCUAAUAUAUAAAGAGAUGUCCAACUCUAAUAGUACGAGGCCUUUUGGGAUGGAAGCCAAAAGUAAAUCCAUGCGGGCUUGCCAAUUAAGCCCAAAGUGGACAAUAUCGUACUAAUCGGAUAAUAAAGAGUUGGACAUGGGCUGUGUAAUCCCAACAAUUGGUAUCAGAGCACAGUUGACGAGAAAUCUGCAAGAAAGACCGAAAUACCCUUUGAAUGAUGAAUGAGUGAUGAAUGGGUAUCCUAUGAGUUAGGAAUGAGAGGUGUGUAGCAGAUAUCGAGUCAGAAGAUCCUGAAAGUCAGUUGUGGGACACGAGAUGAAUGUGAUCCUUAGUUUGAAUGGGAGAAUGUGAUAUAACAAACUAAGUCCCACAUUGAAGAAUUAGACAAAGAGUGUCUAAUAUAUAAAGAGAUGUCCAACUCUAAUAGUACGAGGCCUUUUGGGAUGGAAGCCAAAAGUAAAUCCAUGCGGGCUUGCCAAUUAAGCGCAAAGUGGACAAUAUCGUACUAAUCGGAUAAUAAAGAGUUGGACAUGGGCUGUGUAAUCCCAACAAAAAUCAAGAAGCUUCACCGUCUUCAUUUAUCAGCGUCGUGCACUGCUUCCCUUGUGCGUAAUCAUGGCUGAUGAAAUUAACGAGAUGCAACAAGAACUUGCACCCUUUGACCCAACCAAAAAGAAAAAGAAGAAGAAAGUUGUUCUUCAGGAUCAUGCUGAGAGCUCAUCACCAGAAUUGCAGAUGGAGAAAGCUGAUGAUCCAAUGCCUGCAGGAGUUAAUGAUGGUCUUGAAAGCGCAGUUAGUGGAAUGAAAAAUAGCAAGAAGCCAGUUGAUUCCAGCUCACUGAAUGAAGAAAGUGUUGAAGCCGUAGAAGAUUCGGAUGGUGGCCAUGAGGAAGAGAAAGGAGUAAUCCAGCAGGAGAAUCGUUAUCCUUGGGAGGGAAGUGAUAGAUUGUACCUAUAUGAAGAGAUGCUUGGUAGGGUCUUCAACAUUCUGCGUGAAAACAAUCCGGACCUAACUGGAAAUAGGCGUCGUACAGUUAUGAGGCCUCCUCAAGUUCUUCGUGAGGGGACAAAGAAGACGGUCUUUGUCAACUUUAUGGACCUUUGCAAAACGAUGCAUCGACAACCAGAUCAUGUUAUGGCGUUCUUGCUUUCUGAGUUGGGUACUAGUGGCUCACUUGAUGGCCAGCAAAGGUUGGUUGUUAAAGGGAGGUUUGCACCCAAGAGCUUUGAAGCGAAUCUGCGAAAAUAUGUCAAUAACUAUGUCAUUUGCCAUGGUUGCAAGAGCCCAGACACAAAUCUUACAAAGGAGAAUCGUCUCUUCUUUAUGAGAUGUGAACAGUGUGGAUCAGAACGAUCUGUGGAACAGAUCAAAGCUGGUUAUGUUGCACUCGUUGGUAAAAGGAAGACUUGAUGAUACCAAAGAGGUUUUUAACCUCUAAAGAAUAAAGAGCAGUCUAUGGAGCCGUGAUGUUUUUUUUUUCCUUCUAACUUUCUAAUAAGUAUCUGUCACACACUUGUCUUGUCUUUUUGCUGAGUCUAAUUAUCACAUUUUAUUACAAUAACUAUAAUGAAUAUAAACCAAAUUACAAACACAUCAAAAAAAAAAAACGCAUGCAAUUGAUAAAAUGUUCAAGAAAAUGAUAACAUAAGGUUUAUUUUCAUAAAGUUUGACAAAGUGAUUCACGUUUUUUUUCAAUCCAAAAGACUUGAAAAAGAGU
Molecule: messenger RNA, 2744 nt
Organism: Brassica rapa (field mustard)
Lineage: Eukaryota; Viridiplantae; Streptophyta; Magnoliopsida; Brassicales; Brassicaceae
Product: eukaryotic translation initiation factor 2 subunit beta-like
Biological process (GO): formation of translation preinitiation complex; translational initiation
Cellular component (GO): eukaryotic translation initiation factor 2 complex
Molecular function (GO): translation initiation factor binding; mRNA binding; translation initiation factor activity
Source: RefSeq, a predicted model, not a curated record